Physcomitrium patens is the source of this 1038-nucleotide messenger RNA. RefSeq lists its product as uncharacterized. Gene Ontology annotation, biological process: fatty acid biosynthetic process. NCBI's taxonomy places the organism in Eukaryota, Viridiplantae, Streptophyta, Bryopsida, Funariales, Funariaceae. The record is from RefSeq and is a predicted model, not a curated record. Gene Ontology annotation, molecular function: acyl carrier activity.
UCGAUCGGAGCAGGAAACGGAGCAUCAAACGGAGCGGCAGGGGUUGUCGCGGUACAGCCAGAUUGGGCAUCUCUUCCAGUGCCUGAGUGGCCCCCCUCUCCUCCGCCCUCGACUACAUCGCUGCGUCGGGGUUUUAUGUGCUCGCGUGGCCACAAGUCUGGUCUCAUUUGCUCGCUCCACUCCUCGCGAACCCUCACCCUUCAUUCUCUUACUCUUUUCUCUUCUUCGCUUUCUUCCUAUACCCGCCGCCAUGGCUUCCCUUGCUGCCGUUGCCGCCGCUGCUGCUACCUCCGUGGCCUUGCCUAGGAGCUUCUCUUUCUCCGGCCUCCGCCCCACCCGCGCCGUGUCUUCCAUUGUCGCCUUCCCCCGCUUCGCCGUCGUUUCCAGCCACUCCCGCAUGGUGCCCUGCAUCCGUGCCGAUGCUGCUGCCGGAAAGGGAGAGGACGCUCCCGUGACGGAUGCUGCCGGAGAGGAUACCUUCACUAUCAUUCAGAAGAUCAUUGCCUCGCAGCUGGACUGCGAGAAAUCUGACAUCACUCCCGACUCCAAGUUUGUUGAUCUCGGUGCUGACUCGUUGGACACUGUGGAGAUCAUGAUGGCCCUUGAGGAGAAGUUCGACAUUCAACUUGAGCAGGAGAAUGCUGACAAGAUCGUGACGGUUGGCAAUGCUACUGAUCUUAUCUUGGAGGUACUCGCUAAUCAGUAGAGGACCUUAGAAUUCUGUACUCCAUUGUCUGGCGGACAAGCUUUUCGAUAGCAAAUCCGGCGGCAUCUCUAUCUUUCGGCGGCAGAUUAUUUAGGAUGAGAUGUAGGUUUGUGACGUUUGGGUUGUUUUUCAUGUGUAGUUGCUCACCACAAUGUAGCCUACUACAUUUAUUGUUAACAUUUUUAAAGAAUUAGUUCAAAGCAUAUAUGGGUCGUCUUUCGGUUUCUUUGUAUGGCCAUGGCGGAGAGUGCUUAAUACUUGCCGAAUGCGUGUUACGUUACGAUGUUGAAGUGUUAACUGUGAUAUCAAUAGAAUUUCAGUAUUAAAUCUAA